AGGCAUGAGGCUGGCAACCCUGGCGGAACGAAGUCAUUUUCAUUUCACAAAUCGUAAAAUAGUUUUUUUGCUGCGGUUUGGUUACCGGUCUAUUAGUUCCCGUCGUCGAGACUUUUCGCAGUGAAACCAAAGUGCCCAACCAAUUCAGCCUUACUUAUCUGCAUUUUAAAUGACAGCUGUAUGACUAAUAGGCGGUACCUCCGAUGAAGACAGACACCCAGGGACUCCGUUCUGGCAGAAUGCUGUUGAGAUAACGCAAGACGAAGAUGUCGAAAAACAACCUGAAUGGUUCUAGAAGCGUCUCCUCAAACAGUUUUAACAGUUUCAUGUCAGAUGGGGAGAUUAUCGAGGCAGGGCUCGAGGACCUCAGCCUCACCAACAACAAAAACCACAACAGGCCCUCCUCUACCUCCAAAACGCAGAAAGCUAAAAGGAUCAGAUUUUACCACAAUGGCAAUAAGUUCUUUAACGGAAUUGUGAUACCAGUGGCCCCAGAGAGGUACAGGUCUUUUGAUAGCCUCACUGCAGAGUUAACAAACAUCAUGACAAAAAAUGUAACCCUUCCUAGUGGAGUAAGAAACGUAUAUUCAAUGGAUGGCAAAAAGGUGUGUAGUAUAGAUGACCUGGAAGAUGGAAAAGAAUACGUGGUGUGCGGCAAAGGAGAAAUUUUCAAGAAAAUCGAAUAUACGAAGACCGACACGCUGAAGUCAAAGAAACUGUCCAAUACGAAAUUCAACGUACAAAAUACCCCUCCAAAUAACCCUCCAAGGAUCAUCCCUCCCGAUUGCGUUCGACCCAGGAUAGUUACUAUUAUUAGGAACGGCAUCAAACCCAGAAAGUUGUACUAUUCAGAUUCUGCGACUACUGCUGAACAAGCGCAACUCGAGCAGUACAGAACAGAUCCUGGGCGCAUUUUCCGAGACAACCCAGCUGGCAGUCCGUAAGGUGUUCACAUUAUCUGGACAAGCAGUCACAGAUUUGCCUCAUUACUUCGGAUCCGAGGAUGUGUUCUUAGUGUACGGCAAUGAAAGACCGCAGCAAGUUGACUUUGAGUUGGAGUUUGAAGAAAGCAAGGCGGUGCAGCAGUAUAGGCGGACACCAGGAGUCAGGAACGGGUA
Molecule: messenger RNA, 1118 nt
Organism: Acanthoscelides obtectus
Lineage: Eukaryota; Metazoa; Arthropoda; Insecta; Coleoptera; Chrysomelidae
Source: the annotation of a GenBank genome assembly